Galendromus occidentalis (western predatory mite) is the source of this 4050-nucleotide messenger RNA. Its product is annotated as nephrin. Gene Ontology annotation, biological process: cell-cell adhesion. Gene Ontology annotation, cellular component: cell-cell junction; plasma membrane. Gene Ontology annotation, molecular function: cell adhesion molecule binding. Lineage: Eukaryota; Metazoa; Arthropoda; Arachnida; Mesostigmata; Phytoseiidae. Bases 1 to 4050 code for a protein of 1349 amino acids. The record is from RefSeq and is a predicted model, not a curated record. The transcript is spliced from 24 exons.
AUGUGCCGUCUCCUCCAAAUAACGCUAAAUGUGAUUAUUUUGGGUCUUAGUACGGUUGAAACCGGUUUACCUUUCGGGAAUGGGUUGUUCGCACGCGCUAAUCGGGUGCAGCUGACGCCAAAUACAGAAGAGCCUCCAGGCGAUCUUCUAUCAGCUGUCGAGUCCCUGCCCCUGCUUAGCGCAUCGCAAACAUCGACUCAACAAUACUUCAUUGUUCGCCCUCGAGAUAUGAAAUCUGUCCAAGGAGAGCGCGUGUUAUUGGAAUGUCAAGUAGGAAAAAGAAAAGGGAGGGUGCAAUGGAGCAAAGAUGGCUUUCUAUUGGGAUACCAAACCGAAAUUCCUGGAUAUCCGAGACACAUGAUGGUGAUAGACGAUUUGACCGGGGUUUACAACCUAGUGAUCCACGGCGUCCAGAUGGAAGAUGAAGGAAUGUACCAAUGUCAAGUGGGACCUGCUAAUGGAGUUCAGCCGAUUCGAGCUGAAGCCAGUCUCCUAGUUAUCUUUCCUCCGGUUCGAUUGGACAUAAACGGGAGCCGAGCAACCGAAAUGGGAUUCCAGGUGCCAGCCGAUAGCGAGGUCAUCCUCACCUGCACUGCCAGGAUGUCCCGUCCCGAGAGCACAAUCCGUUGGUUUAGGAAGUCUGUCGAGCUCGUCCCAGAGGCCGCGAGGACCAUUACCGUCGAGGAGAGCGAGAGAAGACUCACGACGAUCUCUUCAAUAACACUCUGGCCAAGCAACAGCGUGGUCAACGAUCAGUUCACUUGUGAGGCUCUGCAUCCAGCGCUCCGCAACAAACAGAUGAAAGUCACGGCCUUGAUCCGGGUCUUGACGGCUCCCAACUCGACUAGAAUUGAGGGCUAUACGUCGGGAUCACCAGUCAGAGAAGGAGAAAUGCUCAAGUUGAUAUGCCGAUCCCGUGGCGGCAACCCCCCUCCGAACCUCCUCUGGAUGAAGGACGGUAUUUUUCUGCCUGGAGAGAUUAUGACGCAACGGACUCGAGGGAACCGAAUUUCCGAGAGCGUCCUGGAACUGGAGGUCCGAGCCACCGACCACGGGGCCGAAAUAUUGUGCAAACCCGACACAGAGAUCGUUGCGACUAAUCGGAGUAUUGAAGCCACCGUCCGCCUUGCUGUACACUUCGCUCCAAAAAAAGUCUCAAUCACGGGUCCCAGUGAAGUGCAACGGGGGAAAUCUGUGGUUUUGCAUUGCGCUGCAGCUCCAGCGAACCCUGCUGUUAAUUUGGAAUGGACCAUCGACGGCAUCCCGGUCGAGGCCGACUCAAAAACUACGCUGGUGACGGAAAUAGAGAAAGGUUUCAUUUCGUCGUCGAACCUCACUCUGAAAUCCACGUCUGAGAACAGGAGACCGAUCCGGAUCGUAGAUUGCCACACUAGAAGCAAUUUUUUGAGGGGCAGCACCUACGGAAGACAUAGGCUGAACAUAACUUUUCCGCCCGAACCUCCCGUUAUAACGUUCCAAAAUGAUGGAGAGAUCGUUAGAAGCGGAGCUUCUGUCACGAUGACGUGCACGUCCAAGGGAGGGAACCCGUACGCAGACCUGAGGUGGUUCAAGAACGGGGAGCCCAUGAUUACGAAAGACCACCAAACAAUUUUGAGCGACGGAGUCCAAAACUCGAUCACAUUCGGCGUCCAACGCGAAGAUAACGGCGCUGUUCUGCGUUGUUCGGCAUCGAAUUCAGCAACGCUGACUCCCAUGCAUUCGGAGGUCCAAUUGAAGGUGGCAUUCCCACCAGCACAUAUUCGGAUCUCUGUCAACCCGCCCCUCGCGAAGAUAGGAGGGAACAUCUCCUUGACUUGCGAGGUUUCAUCGAGCUUGCCGACUGCAGUUGUCCGAUGGUUCAGAGGAGCCUAUGAAGUGGAGGCGGAUCAUGCCCAGAUGAAUCAGCCGUCGGAUCACAACGGAGUCUCUUCGCUCUCGAGGGUCACGUUCGUUUCUGUCAGUGCUUCGGAGAACGGAGUCCCUGUCGCAUGCACAGCGUUCAAUCCCCUAUUGAAUACAACAACGACGGCCCAGGAGAAUCUGCAGAUCGCCUAUCCGCCCGUGUUCCCCCAGAGCUCGUGGAGUUUUAAUCUGACGGCUGGCGAAUCUCAAGUAUAUAACAUAUCCGCCGACGCGAAUCCCCCGGUGAACGUCGACGGAUACUCGUGGACUAAACGCGGAGGGAUGCUCGAUGGCACCGACCCUCACAACAUAGGAGCUCAGCAUUCCGUCGCUUUUCGGGGAGCGCUGCUGCAACUACUGAAUGUCACACGAGCCCAGGCCGGAACUUACUUCGUUCAGGCCGAGAAUAGCUUAGGGAGGUCAGAGGCGUCAGUGGACAUCGACGUUUUUUAUCCUCCCAUUAUCGACAACAUCACUGAGCGGGUCGAUGUGAACGAGGGCGGCACUGCAAGACUGUACUGCUCGGCGAAGGCGAACCCUUCGCCGCCUGACCUGCUCUCGUGGCGCCGAUUAGCGGGGCCGCCGGUCGAGCUCAAUGCUCAGAAAUGGAUGAACAGAGGUUCAGCUGUCGAGCUCAAUAUCCCAAAAGUUUUCCGGAACUUCAGCGGAACUUUUGAGUGCUCCGCCAGCAAUGGGAUCGGCCGUGCGAGCAGACGGACUGCUCAACUCGUUGUACAUUAUGCACCUUCGAUUCUUCCCGCGCCCGACGCACCAAGACACCGAAUCGCGGCCGCCGUGGGUGACGGAAUAGAAAUUUCAUGCAAAGCCGACGGCGUUCCAGCGGUUGAUUUCCAAUGGUUCUUCAACGGUCGCGUCGUCGUACGCGCCCAGCCAAAUUUGGAGUUCACGAGGAAAAGUCGAGAGGAUUUAUUUUCCGAAGGAAUACUGGUCGUAAAGCGGGUCAGCUAUUCUGAUUACGGGAUAUACUCUUGUGUUGCCAACAAUACGCUCGGGACGAGCAAGAUUAACUUCACUCUGGUGCAGAAAUCUGUUCCAGAUCCUCCGAAUGGACUCGAAGCAUUCAACGUUUCUCACCAGACUCUCAAGCUCCGAUGGCGUUCUGGUUUCGACGGGGGAUAUUCUCAAACUUAUUAUAUAUCUUAUCAGGCAGUCGACCCUCAGCAGAUGGAGAAGCGGGAGUCGUUCAACGGGAACUUCGCCGGAGCCGGAUCGGAGCAAAACGGAGUAGCCGAGAACGUUAUGAUGAACCUGUCAACCACACGAACCUCGUUCGAAGUAGAAGGCCUCAUGCCGAAUACCGCGUACCUGAUAGCACUUAAGAGUGUAAACAAGCUCGGUUGGAGUCAAUCGACAGAUACCCUCACAGUGAUCACUCAAGAUGUGCCGAAGCUGGACCUCACCGCAUCUCUGAGUGGAUCUGGCCGGAACAUUUUCAGCUCCGCGGUGUUGCGAUCGUCGAGCAAUCCCGCAGCGUUCGGUAUUGCUCUAGCGAGUGUACUCCUCUGUGUCAAUUUGGGCCUAUUGGUUGUAAUCAUGCGAAGGAAGAAACGCAUUACGAGGUUGUCCCUCGGAUCAACGGGAGCCGUCGAUCUGAGUUUGAUGAGCAAGAAGACCCGGACGAUUAAUGAUACACAAGUGAUGAUAUUCGGAGAGCAAAGCCCUAACGGAGAGAAGUCGAUAUCGAAGCGAUCUCAGAAAAUGAUCAACGACGAGCACUGGAUUCAGGACAGCUCGAAGUUGGACUUCCCGCCAGAUGAUUUCAAAGCGAAGGUUGACCUGAGCGCAACUCCCAAUAUAUUCGUCAACGAAGACUCCGACCAGCAUCACUUCCUUGGGACGGAUGCAAUCCUACCGAGCUCGAAGCAUCGGGGAACGAUGAAUCUUCCAGCUCGUCACGCGAGUAACGACGUUUUGUCGUCGCAUUACGAAGACACAAUAUCAUCGACGCUUUUGGAGGAGGACACGUACUCACUCAAGCGGUAUCAGGAAACAACAGCAGCAAGUACGACGACGAUGACGCCGCACCGGCCUCAGCGGCUCGGGCAGAGACGAAAUCUCGGGAACCAGUCCAUGAUGUUGCCCCAAGUAUCGUUGAGCUCAAACCAAUUGCACGAGCCAUUUGUUUGA